Molecule: messenger RNA, 1068 nt
Organism: Caenorhabditis sp. 36 PRJEB53466
Lineage: Eukaryota; Metazoa; Nematoda; Chromadorea; Rhabditida; Rhabditidae
Source: the annotation of a GenBank genome assembly
AUGGGUGCAUACAAGUAUAUGCAAGAAAUCUGGCGCAAGAAGCAGUCAGAUGCUCUUCGCUACUUGCUCCGUAUCCGUACGUGGCACUACAGACAAUUGUCUGCUGUCCACCGCGUGACCCGUCCAACUAGACCGGAGAAGGCUCGCCGUCUGGGAUACCGUGCCAAGCAAGGUCAGUUUUUGAUAAAAAUUUAACUUUAAAAAUGUUAGCGCUGCGCCACAAUGUCUGGGCAAGGUGCCUUGCACCCGCUUGAGCAACCUAAUCCAUUGAUGGCUAUAGAAAAUUUAUCGAGUAAUCCCUGUUGAGUUAUUAGAGCCCUUCAGUUUCAUGUCGAUGAUACAAUCCUCAAAAUAAAAUUAUCAGUUGCCAUUUGCUCUGUUCUUGACUGGAUACUAGAAUUUCAGGAUUCGUCGUCUACCGCGUCCGUGUCCGCAGAGGAAACAGAAAGCGCCCGGUGUGCAAGGGACAGACCUACGGAAAGCCGAAGACCCAUGGAGUCAACGAGCUCAAGAACGCUCGCUCCAAGCAGGCUGUUGCUGAGGUUAGUAUUCUGAUUUUACUGAAGUUGUUAUUGUGCCACAGUGUCUGGGCAAAGUAGGCUGUUUUUAAUAGUGCUAACUUAAUCCAUUGAGGGCUAUAUAAAAGCAUUGUGUAAUCCCCGAACAUCUUGUGGUGUGUCGGAUUCAUGACAUUGCGACAAGAAAAUAUUUCAGAUAAAAAAAUAUGUAUGUUGUUAAUGGACUAAUUUAAUUGGUUUACAGGGCCGUGCUGGACGCCGUCUCGGUUCCCUCCGUGUUCUCAACUCUUACUGGGUUGCCGAGGACUCGACCUACAAGUUUUACGAGGUCAUCCUGAUCGAUCCGUUCCACAAGGUUAUCCGCAGAAACCCAGACACCCAAUGGAUCACCAAGCCAGUGCACAAGCACCGCGAGCAGAGAGGUCUCACCUCUGCCGGACGCAAGUCGCGUGGACUCGGAAAGGGAUGGCGAUUCUCUGCUACUCGCGGAGGAUCCCAGGCCAAGAACUGGAAGAGAAAGAACACCGUUGUUUUCCACCGCAAGCGAUAA